Molecule: messenger RNA, 1340 nt
Organism: Mangifera indica (mango)
Lineage: Eukaryota; Viridiplantae; Streptophyta; Magnoliopsida; Sapindales; Anacardiaceae
Product: NAC domain-containing protein 92-like
Exons: 3
Coding region: 100-1035 (311 amino acids)
Biological process (GO): regulation of DNA-templated transcription
Molecular function (GO): DNA binding
Source: RefSeq, a predicted model, not a curated record
AAAAGCUUAUUAUUUUUAAGCAUCGUCCCUACUUGGGAUUCUGGUUGCUUUUCUCCCUCCAGAAUACAGCCUGUGGGCUCUAAUUCUGUGUAAAAAACAAUGGAGGAAAAUCUGCCUCCGGGGUUUCGGUUUCAUCCAACCGAUGAAGAACUCAUUACUUAUUAUCUAACAAGAAAGGUUUCUGAUAUCAGUUUCACCUCGAAAGCUAUUGUAGAUGUUGAUCUCAACAAAUGUGAACCUUGGGAGCUUCCAGGCAAGGCUUCGAUGGGGAAGAAAGAAUGGUAUUUCUUCAACAUGAAAGAUAGAAAAUACCCGACUGGACUUCGAACAAAUCGAGCCACUGAAGCAGGCUACUGGAAAACCACGGGGAAAGACAAAGAAAUAUUUCGCGGUGGAGUUCUUGUUGGGAUGAAGAAAACCCUAGUUUUUUACAAGGGUAGAGCUCCCAAGGGUGAAAAAAGCAACUGGGUUAUGCAUGAAUACAGGCUAGAAAACAAACAAGCUCUCAAAUCUAUUAAGGAGGAAUGGGUAGUUUGUAGGGUUUUCCAGAAGAGUUAUUCAUCUGUCAAGAAGCCCCAACAAGCACAAUCCUCACAGCCAUCUCUGGGAUCUCCAUGCGAGACAAACUCAAUGGUCAAUGAAUUUGGAGACAUCGACCAAAUGCCAAAUCUGAACACCAUGACAAAUCUACCUAGCUACUUCAAUAACAGCAUUCCAACGCAAAGUUACAACACUAACAAUAAUCUUAACAUGGGCAUUCAAGACUUGAACAUGAAGUGGGCGGCGGCAAGGGAGGCUGCCGCCGGUGCUCUUUCAUCUCUGGGGUGGUCUUCAAGCUUGCUCAGCCCGAUGAAUUCCUUGCUUUUGAAGGCAUUGCAACUGAGAAGUGCUUAUAACCCAGCUAGAGAAAUUCAGCCGCUGCCGCAAUGUGAUCAUUUAAGUUCGAGUUUUCCAGCUUCUUCUUCAUUAGAUAAUUCUCUGCCACCGCCGCAAUCACAGCCGGAGCAACCGUUUAAUCUGGACUCCAUGUGGUGAAAAUGUGCGGGCGAAUUGAACUAACAUGUUCUGUGUAAACUUCUUUCCUGUGUCAAUUAAUCAUCUUCAACCGAGUAAAAAGGGAUUGAUGUGACUCAAGAUCAAGCCUUUCAAUUUCAACAAAACGCUGGAAUAAAUAUGAAAAUAAUGUUGUAGCUAUUAGAUCUUGCGUUUCAAUUCUCUAGCUAGGUUUAUUAUUAUGUCUUGUUGCUUGUGUUCGAUCAACUGUUCAAAGAAUUGGAUGGUCUGUAUUUGGUUUAGUGUUAAUUAACUUCAUUAUCAAUGUUAUUUAAUUAAGAUCUCAA